Messenger RNA from Miscanthus lutarioriparius, 1014 nucleotides. The record is from the annotation of a GenBank genome assembly. Lineage: Eukaryota; Viridiplantae; Streptophyta; Magnoliopsida; Poales; Poaceae.
AUGUCCGGCACCGGGUGCCUCCCCGCUGACGGCGCGGCGGCCCUAUCCAGGGUCUGCCGCGACGGCGCGGCGGCCGCGCGGCUCAAGAAGGGGUCCCUGCUGGCCAUCCUCGUCGCCAGCGCCGUCGGCAUCUGCCUCCCCGUCGCGCUCACGCGCGCCUUCCGCGGCAGCCCCAACUACGCGCGGGGCCUGCUCCUCGUCAAGUGCUACGCGGCGGGGGUCAUCCUCUCCACCUCGCUCGUCCACGUGCUCCCCGACGCGCACGCCGCGCUCGCCGACUGCGCCGUCGCCUCGCGCAGGCCGUGGAGGGACUUCCCCUUCGCGGGCCUCUUCACCCUCGUCGGCGCGCUGCUCGCGCUCCUCGUCGACCUCUCCGCCUCCUCCCACCUCGAGGCCCACGCCCACGUCGGCGGUGACUCCGACGCCCAUGGCCACGGCCACCAGGAAACGCCCUACGCCCCAAUCCCCAAGAAGGUUCCUGUGUUCGAGCUCGCCGGCGAGAUGAGCCCCAAGAAGCGCGCUUUCUUGGAUGACGACCGAGAGGAGGACCCCGCGCCGCACGCCGCCACCAACGGCGCCGACCCGGACCGCGACGACGUGGCGCUCUUCGGGCCCAAAAAGGGCGCGCGCAGCGACGAGGUCCCCGUCGUCGCUGCCGGCUGCCAUGGCGUCGCCCAUGAAGUGGUGGAGGUAGGGGAGGGGCCCGGGGAGGACGAGGAGGAGGCCAGGAGGAAGCAGAAGAUGGUGUCCAAAGUGCUGGAGAUUGGGAUAGUCUUCCACUCCGUCAUCAUCGGGGUUACAAUGGGGAUGUCCCAGGAUGUCUGUGCAAUCAGGCCACUUGUGGUUGCGCUCUCCUUCCAUCAGGUGUUCGAGGGGAUGGGCCUCGGCGGAUGCAUCGCACAGAUUUUGUAUUAUCAGGAACUAGGAAGUUCUACAUCUACCUUGAAAGAAUCUGUGAUGUCAAUGUUCUCUCAUAGUCUCAUAUUACACUAUGCUGGACAAAAUAUCAUUUGA